AUGGCAUCCGUAUUAGGUCAGUCUCAAUCCGUCCUCGCCGUCGUAGACGUCUUGAAUCAACGACGAUACAAAGUAAAGAAGCCGCGUCAGCCACAACCGGAAGCGGAUGGUGAUCCGAUUGGUGCGCACAUGGAUCGAGCUAUUUACGCCAUUACUGGCUUCAAGGAACAAGUGGCUGCUAUGGAUGACGUCAACCACGACAAUAGAGGACAUUCCCAUUAUCUUUUUUCCAGUAAUGAGCUGACGCAGAGCGCAGAUAAAAGGUAG
Haemonchus placei is the source of this 267-nucleotide messenger RNA. Lineage: Eukaryota; Metazoa; Nematoda; Chromadorea; Rhabditida; Trichostrongylidae. The record is from the annotation of a GenBank genome assembly.